AUACAGCCUUUGAAGAGACCCGUGCUUGCUGUAAAAGAAGAAAGAACAAACAUACUGACCUUCUCUUCAGGGCACACAGGAUUCUACUUGCAGAGCUGCUGUAGUGUGUCUGUGUCUGCUGUGUGUUCUCCUGCUGGCUGGGAUCACUGGACUGGGCCUCCACUAUCAAGGGUUCAGAGGUCAAUGUCAUGCUGAGUUCUAGAAAGUCCAUGUCCACAAGGAUGGUGGAGGUUUAGCUCCAGCUGUUAUCAUAUCUCCACUGAGGCUAAAUCCUGGGCUGAGAGCAGACAGGACUGUAAGACCAAAGGAGCUGACUUGGUGGUCAUAGACAGCAGAGAGGAACAGUCUGGAUUGGUUUGACUGAUAGUGAGAUGGAGGGCACCUAGACCUGGGUGGAUGGAAAAAAACGGAUCAAUCCAUCACUAAAAUUCUGGGAUAAAGGGGAGCCGAAUAAUGGACACAAAGAAGGUCUCUCAGCAGAGGGGGAGGAGCCCCUCCAGAGCUGCUGUAGUGUGUCUGGGUCUGCUGUGUGUUCUCCUACUGGCUGGGAUCACUGGACUGGGCCUCCACUAUCAAGGGUUCAGAGGUCAAUGUCAUGCUGAGGUGAGAGACCAACAGCUCCGAUACAGUAACUUGACCGCUGACAGAGACCAGCUAGAAAGGGAGAGAGACCGGCUAGAAAACAUUUAUAACACCCUGACUGCAGAGAGAGAACGGCUAGAGACCAGUUACAACACCCUGACUGCAGAGAGAGACCAGCUAGAGACCAGUUACAACACCCUGACUGCAGACAGAGACCAGCUAGAGACCAGAUACAACAACCUGACUGCAGAGAGAGACCAGCUAGAGACCAGUUACAACACCCUAACCGCAGAGAGAGACCAGCUAAAGACCAGUUAUAACAGUCUGACACUAGAGAGAGACCAGCUAGAAAACAAUAAUAACACCCUGAUUGCAGAGAGAGACCAGUUGAAGCAAAAAUCUGACCAGCUGACUGAAAGAAUCAGAGUUCUAGAAAGUCCAUGUCCACUAGGAUGGUGGAGGUUUAGCUCCAGUUGUUAUCAUAUCUCCACUGAGGCUAAAUCCUGGGCUGAGAGCAGACAGGACUGUAAGAGCAAAGGAGCUGACUUGGUGGUCAUAGACAGCAGAGAGGAACAGGCCUUUCUCCACAUUUUUGGAAAACGAGUCUGGAUUGGUUUGACUGAUAGUGAGAAGGAGGGCACCUGGACCUGGUUGGAUGGAAAACUGAUCAAUCCAUCCAAAUUCUGGGCAGACGGGGAGCCAAAUGACUCUCACCAGAAAGGGGAAGAUUGCGCCGAGUUUCGCUUCCCUCCAACAAAACCAUUAAUGUCCUGGAAUGAUCUACCAUGCAGUUUAAAAUUUCAUGCAGUCUGUGAGAUAUAGGACUCAAUAUGACAGUACAAGUCUGUCAAUAUUUUACAGUAAACGUCUGCAGAUCAGUUGCUGAGAAAACAAUUUAUUAUUGAGUUUAGGUUUGAGUGUCCUGUUUUCUUCAUCAAGGUGCAUGAAAUUGAAAAUAGAAAUACACAUUUUUGAAGUGACAGAAACGCAUAAUAUUUUGUAUGUUUUGGUGAUAUGUAGAUUUCGAUUUUUCAUUUUAACAUUUAUAUUUUGGCCUGCGAAACUAUUACUUUGCAAAUAUUUGAGAACUUCAAUUUUGUUACCGUAAGAAUCAUUUGAUGCUGCUAACUCUGACUGGGAAAGUUCCAUGUAUGAAGCUUAGUCUGGUUACUCAUACUGGGUCCCCUCAGUAAGAAUCAUUUGAUGCUGGAUAUACAGAACAGAAAUGACAUGGCGGGUGCAUUUCAGGGCAGGGCUGUAGAAAUGAUCUUCGAAGCGACUUCAAGCUAAAAAUCUUCGAACUCAAUCAAAUUCCAGAACCCUGCUUUCUUGCCUUUUUCUAGAUCUGUGUGUUUGGUCACCCAGUAUUUAAAUUGUUAGUUUAAAGGUGUUUUGCUCCUGUUUCUGUAAAAUUGCUUAACUACUGAACCAACUUCCGGAUAUACUGAAAUGCCUUUCGGAUAUAGUGAAAAUGUUCACACACUCUUACAUUCUCAAAGCUUCUUACUCAUCCUUAUAAAACAUGAGCGUCAUAUAUGAGUUUGUGAAUGUGUUUAACAUGCGUCUAUGCGAGCAUUUCAUAUGUAUGUGUAGCUAUGUAAAUGUUCAGUAGUAAUGUGUGUAAAAAUUUCACAUGUGAAUGCGUUUCAUAUGUGUCGAUGCAAGCACUUCAAAUGUGUGGAUGUGGAUGUGUUUGUUUGUUUAAGGACAGUCUGAAUUAUUUCCUAAACGGCCCCUCAUAUUAAAACUUCAUUUGUG
Hypomesus transpacificus is the source of this 2340-nucleotide messenger RNA. RefSeq names its product C-type lectin domain family 4 member M-like. The transcript is spliced from 11 exons. Bases 454 to 1404 code for a protein of 316 amino acids. The record is from RefSeq and is a predicted model, not a curated record. NCBI's taxonomy places the organism in Eukaryota, Metazoa, Chordata, Actinopteri, Osmeriformes, Osmeridae.